AUGACGAGCCUCUCUCCUCCUCCGAAUGCCGGCGCGAUGCCGCUUCACUCGUCCUCCAACAACGCUGUCGAGGACUUUAGACCAAACGAUCGUCUCUUGCUCUCUUUCAUUGCCCUGAGCGCGGCCCAGAGCACUAUAGCCCGUUCCGCCGAGGUUGUAUUGGAUGCGGUACUGAUGCUUCCUACGACGCUGUCGUCGUCGUCGUCAUCGGAGUCUGUGGCUCCAUCGGUCCACGGCGGCAAUACCGCCGACCGCUUAAGCGACCUUUACCCUGAAGUGCGCGUGUUGCUUCAUCUGCACUACGUGCGGUGUGCGCUCCGCGAUCUACAGGAGUGUCCGACCCACGCACGCCACACUUUCUUCUCCAUCAUUCAAGAGCACCUUACUGCCCUAGCACUGGUGCUGCCGGAGCCGCUCUUCACCGCCAUCGCGACAGUGCUUCAGCGCUUCCUGGCCAUGAACACCGAUGAGGCCCUCGCCAAGGACCGCCUUCAUGUCCUGGAGGUACAGCUGAUGCACGUUGUGGAGGUAACGCAAGCAGAAUUGCUGCGCGCCACCAAGCACCUAAGUGUGCGAGCAGGAGUCUUGACGCUUCGCUUUCACCAUGACAUCCCCUACCUGUGA
Molecule: messenger RNA, 624 nt
Organism: Leishmania braziliensis MHOM/BR/75/M2904
Lineage: Eukaryota; Euglenozoa; Kinetoplastea; Trypanosomatida; Trypanosomatidae
Exons: 1
Coding region: 1-624 (207 amino acids)
Source: RefSeq, a predicted model, not a curated record